CCAUCUCCCUUCCCGUGACAAAUGACUUGAAUAAAGGUGACACUAAGGUGAUGAAGUGCAUUGUAGAGGUCAUCUCUGAUACUUUAUCGAAGCCAAACCCUCUGCCUAUCAGCGAGGAAUGCCUAGAAACACUCAGAGGAGAUGAACGAAUCAUUUCGAUCCUUCGCCACCAAAAUUUAUUGAAGGAACUUCAGGAAAUUGCUGCUCAAGGUGCCAGUGAGAGAACUCAGCAGCAGAAGAAAAACAGUGGCUUUGAAGAUGAACUUUCCGAAGUCCUUGAAAAUCAGAACAACAAGAACAAGCAGAGAGAUGCAGCAAGGGAGCACCCUGAAGAGGAGCAGCCCACAGGGUCCCUGGCUGAGCUGCCAGCACAGAAAAUCCAGCAAAAUGAAGAUUCGGAGGGAAAAAACAGCCUGGAGGAGAGGGAGUCCUGGCCACGGGAUGCCAACCCUGGCAAGAAGGAGGAUCAGGAGGAAGCAGAGAGCAACGAGAUCAGGGACACAGAGGAUGCUCAGCGAGAUGAAGCUUUCGACAACCACAUUAGCAAAGACUUCAGCGAGGAUGAGCAGCAGCAGCGAGAGGAUGAAGAGGAGAAGCCCGGAGGCUCCAGGGACAGCCUGGAGCUCAAGGACGAGCAAGAGCAGUCAUCCAGGCUGGGCCAGGAGCAGAGCAAGGAGGUGGCAGAGGAGCGUGUGGAGCGGGAGGAUGACGGAGGAGACGAUGCUGCAGAGGAGGACCCUACCGAAGCAGAGAGGUCACUUGACUUGGCUGAGGAGGAUGAGGAGGCUGAGGAGAUGCAGGGAGAUGAUAAUAAUGAUGAUGCUCUGGGAUUUGGCAAAGAUGGGCGGAGCUCUGAGGAGGAGGAGGAGGAAGAGCAGCCCCGGUCAUUGAGAGGAGGAAGGCAUCACCUGGAGGAUGCAGGGAUGCAGGGGGAGGAAGACACCUUCCAGCCCAGGGAUGCCAAAAGCGAGGAGAUGGAGGGAGAGUCCUCCAGGGAGUGGGAAGACUCCAAGAGGUGGAAUAAAAUGGAUGAGCUGGCCAAGCAGCUGACAUCAAAGAAGCGCAUGGAGGAAAACGAUAGUGAGGAAGACCCAGACAGGUCCAUGAAAAUGGCAUUUAGAUCCCGCAAGUAUGACUUCAGUAGUCCAGAGGAAGAUGUGAGAAGGUCAUGGAAGCAUCACUCGAAGGAGGACAGCAGUGAAGGAGGCUUCCCGCUUGGUCCCAUGCCCGAAGAAAAGAAGGAUGAGGAAGGCAGCGCUAACAGGAGAACAGAGGACCAGGAGCUGGAGAGCCUGGCUGCCAUCGAGGCUGAGCUGGAGCGCGUCGCUCACAAGCUGCACGAGCUGAGGCGAGGCUGA
Molecule: messenger RNA, 1358 nt
Organism: Cariama cristata (Red-legged seriema)
Lineage: Eukaryota; Metazoa; Chordata; Aves; Cariamiformes; Cariamidae
Gene: CHGA
Product: chromogranin A (parathyroid secretory protein 1)
Exons: 7
Biological process (GO): negative regulation of insulin secretion; defense response to bacterium; negative regulation of catecholamine secretion
Cellular component (GO): chromaffin granule
Source: RefSeq, a predicted model, not a curated record